Messenger RNA from Cuscuta campestris, 1058 nucleotides. The record is from the annotation of a GenBank genome assembly. Lineage: Eukaryota; Viridiplantae; Streptophyta; Magnoliopsida; Solanales; Convolvulaceae.
AAUCUUAGAGACCGUAAAAUAUCAAAUGGGGGAACAUUUGGGGGAUGUGUAAUAAUUAAGCUACAUAUAACAUACUACUCCCCCGACCACUAUAUAAACCUUUCCAACCAUUACACAAACAUUCAUCCAUUGUCACUCUUACUGUUCUAGUCAUUAAUUAGUUCUCUCCCUACCAAGAGCAAAGAUGAACAGGCCAGGAGACUGGAAUUGCCGGUCAUGCCAGCACUUAAACUUUCAAAGGAGAGACAGUUGCCAGAGGUGUGGGGAGAGGAAAAGCGGCGGCGGAGACACCGAUCAGUUCGGGAGCUUCGGCGGCGGAAGAGGCUUCGGCAACGGAGGUUUCGGCGGGUUCACCGGCCCGGAUGUCCGCCCCGGAGAUUGGUACUGCUCCUUCGGCCAUUGCGGCGCGCAUAACUUCGCCAGCCGCUUCAGUUGCUUCAAGUGCGGGGCCUUUAAGGAUGACGCCGCCUCCUCCGAUGCUGCCGACAACAUGUCUCGUUCUCGCGGCGGCAGCGGCGGCGCUGCUAGUGGCAGCAACCGCUCCGCCUGGAAGUCCGGCGACUGGAUCUGUACCAGGUCAGGUUGCAACGAACACAACUUUGCGAGUCGGAUGGAGUGUUUCCGAUGCAACGCCCCACGGGAUGCCGCCGCCGGCGGUGGCAACAAAUUUUCUUACUGAUCCCAUUUUGGGGAUUUGUAUCAUCAAAUUGCAAGAGAGAUCAUCACGAAAAAUGCACCGGAGAGGGACCCAAAUCAAUUCAACAAGGAGAUGAUGAAAUACAAAUAUUGUCUACUAUAUAUAUAUAUAUAUAUAUAUAUAUAUAUAUAUAUAUAUAUAUAUAUAUAUAUAUAUAUCGCCACCAGCCUGCUCAGCUUUCUUUCUUCUUCUAAUUUUUAUCCCCUAAAUUUUUAGUUUUUUUUAUUUUUAUUUUCUAGGCGUUGAAUCGCAUGCAGUUUUAUUAGUAGUUUAGAUGGAAUUAUCGUAAUCUCCAGUUUGUGAGUUUUAAUUAAUUAUAUUAAUCUCGAGCAAUCUUAUUUAAUCAACUACGAAUAGCUAU